This is a messenger RNA of Eutrema salsugineum, 1166 nucleotides long. RefSeq lists its product as uncharacterized. Bases 15 to 1154 code for a protein of 379 amino acids. Lineage: Eukaryota; Viridiplantae; Streptophyta; Magnoliopsida; Brassicales; Brassicaceae. The record is from RefSeq and is a predicted model, not a curated record. The transcript is spliced from 3 exons.
UGUGAGAAACAAAUAUGGCUGAUGUACGGAGCGUUAGCAUUACCGAAGAAGGUUGCAACAACAAUUCGCUGCGGCGAGAACAGUUGAUAAUCGGGAGGAGAGAUAUGAAGAGGAUCACAGUUUUCCUAACCGCAACUGUUUUGAUGCUCCUAGUGUGCUACCGUUGGGAAUCUCCCAUCCAGCCGCAGCUUCUCGGUUUUUCCGCGUUUACGUCGCUGCAGCCGAUCCCGACCAAACAAGACUCUAACAAAACCAAUCUCUAUGAAUCAAAAGAUGUGAGAAGUUUGGAAGAUAUCAUGAGAGAAGCAGCGACAGAGGAGAAAACGGUUAUAAUAACUUUCUUAAACCGGGCCUGGGCUGAACCAAACUCGAUAUUCGACUUGUUUAUCGAGAGCUUUCACGUCGGCCAAGGGACUAAGCGGUUGCUCCGUCACCUUGUGGUGAUAUGUCUAGACGAGAAAGCCUACUCACGGUGCUUGAAAGUCUAUCCCCACCGUUGCUACUUCUUGAAGACCGCAGGAGUUGAUUUCUCCGGCCAGAAGAACUACAUGACGCAAGAUUAUCUCAAAAUGAUGUGGCGUCGUAUUGAGUUCUUGGGCUCCCUCUUGAAGCUCGGAUAUAGCUUCAUCUCCACGGACAUGGAUAUAAUGUGGCUUCGAGAUCCAUUUCCUCGUCUAUUUUCAAAAGGAGAUUUCCAAGUCUCUUGUGACAGCUACAAUGGCAACUCUAUGGACAAGAGAAACCUCGUCAAUACCGGUUUCUAUUUCGUCCAAGCCAACCAAAGAACUGUCAAGUUCUACAAUUACUGGUACAGUUCAAGGUCGAGAUUCGGAGGCAAGAAAGAUCAGGACGUGUUCAACAAGAUCAAACACGACCGUUAUAUCACGAAAAAACUCGGGCUUACGAUAAGGUUUCUCGACACGGUUUACUUCCGAGGAUUCUGUCAAAUGAGGCGUGAGAUGAGCAAAGUAAUCACUAUGCAUGCCAAUUGUUGUUUUGGUCUACAGAACAAGAUUUUUGAUUUGAGACAAGUGCUUGAGGAUUGGAACGCUUACAUAUCUGCGGCUGGGACAGUCGAUGGCCGGAAAAUGAGAUGGCGAUCACCGGAUCAUUGCUGGGGAAGAGUGAAAAAAACUAAGAAGACAAGGGUUUAGUGAUCGAUGCAA